Gossypium raimondii (Peruvian cotton) is the source of this 4812-nucleotide messenger RNA. RefSeq lists its product as uncharacterized. The record is from RefSeq and is a predicted model, not a curated record. Gene Ontology annotation, biological process: DNA integration. Lineage: Eukaryota; Viridiplantae; Streptophyta; Magnoliopsida; Malvales; Malvaceae. Gene Ontology annotation, molecular function: nucleic acid binding. Bases 1 to 4812 code for a protein of 1603 amino acids. The transcript is spliced from 5 exons.
AUGUUAUUAAGGAGUGGACGACGAACAUCGGAGUUUCCUGCUAACAUCACCAGCCAGCAAGCCGAACAUUUCAAUCCUCACGUUGAGCCUAACGUUGCAGAGGAAUCCAACAUGGCUAACCAGACCUUGAAGCAAUUGGCCGCUCCUAACCUGGCUGCGCAACCACCAUCUAUCACAUAUCCUGCCCUUGAUAGGCCAUUAAAGCUUAAUUUGGGAUUCCUGAAUCUGUUGCCGAAAUUCAAUGGACUACCAGGUGAGGACCCUUACCGUCAUAUAAAUGAAUUUCUAAUUACUUGUUCAACUAUGCAGCCAGAUGGCAUUGAAGAGGAACAAAUCAAGCUCCGAGCCUUCCCUUUCUCGUUACAAGGAUUGGCGAAGGACUGGUUAUAUUACAUGCCGCCAGGAUCAUUCACAACUUGGACAGGGUUACAUAAGGCUUUCCUUGAGAAAUAUUUUCCGGCAUCAAGAAUAGGGUCAAUCAUGAAGGAAAUUUGUGGAAUUAAGCAGUUGGUGGGUGAGUCAUUAUAUGAGUACUGGGAAAGGUUUAAACGACUAUGUGCGAGUUGUCCACAACAUCAGAUUAGUGAGCAGCUCUUAGUGCAAUAUUUUUAUGAAGGGUUGACACCACAAGAUCGAGGAAUGAUUGAUGCAGCGAGUGGAGGUGCAUUGGUUGAUAAAACUCCGGAGCAAGCCCGAAAUUUGAUUGCUAAUAUGGCGCAGAAUACACAGCAAUUCAGUCUCAGGAGGUCCGAUUUGGGUAAACGAAUGGAUGAGGGGCAGUCAAGUAUGAUGGAGGCUCAGUUAGCUAACUUAACGGCUAUGGUAGGUAAAUUGAUGACUGGAGGUAAUACGAAAGCUUCACUAUGUGGCAUUUGUUGUUUGGAAGGACAUACCACAGAUAUGUGUCCGACAUUACAGGAAGGGGAAGCUAAUGCCGUCUUUCCAAAUCAGAGGAGUGCUGAAACUAAGACUCAUACCAUGCUUGAACAAAUGAUGAAGAUGAUGGUUAACCAGAAAAAGGAAACCGAUGGAAGAUUCCAGUCUUUGGAAUCGGCAGUGAAGCAGUUGCAAACCAGAGCCUCGUCGACUGACGUUAAUCUAGGGAACUUGCAAGCACAGGUAAAUAAUCGGUUACCAUCACAACCUGUUGCAAAUCCAAGGGAUAAUGUCAGUGCUAUAACUUUGCGAAGUGGGAAGGAGUUGAGAUCGUCACUAAAGAAGGCCCAAAACAGUGAUGAGGUAGACGAAACUGAGGCAGCUCCAAAGGAAGCAGGGAAAUCACGUUCACAACAGUCCACUACUUUGCGCGAUACAGCAAAUUUUGAGCAAGAAACAAGUGUUCCCGAACCUCGAGCUCAAGCAAGUCAAGAUGCUAAUAACCAACCUCGGUCUUAUGUGCCAAAGGCGCCGUUUCCACAAUGUUUGAGGAAGGAAAAGUCAGACGACGUCAAUGCUGAAAUUUUAGAGACUUUCCGUAAGGUACAAGUUAAUAUCCCAUUGAUUGAUGCAAUUAAACAAGUACCUAGAUAUGCUAAGUUUUUAAAAGAAUUGUGCACAUCUAAAAGGAAAUUAGUUGGAAAUGAGAAGAUUAGCUUAGGCGAAAAUGUCUCUGCGGUAUUUCAAAAGAAGCUUCCUAUUAAAUGUAAAGACCCUGGCAUGUUUUCGAUACCUUGUAAGAUAGGAGACCUUAAACUAGAUAGAGGUAUGCUUGAUUUGGGUGCUUCUAUAAAUGUCAUGCCUAGGAGUAUCUACGAUAGAGUUCAAUUAGGUGCAUUAAAAGACACAGGACUGGUAAUUCAACUUGCAGAUAGAAGUAAUGCCUACCCUGAUGGCGUUCUAGAAGAUGUUCUAGUGCAAGUAAAUGAGUUAGUUUUUCCAGCUGAUUUUUAUGUUUUAGACAUGGGAGCUAGUGAUAACUCCGUUGAUGUACCCUUACUCUUGGGUAGACCCUUCCUUAAGACAGAUAGAACGAAAAUUGAUGUGCAUAAAGGGAAUUUAACAAUGGAAUUUGAUGGUGAGAUAAUUAAAUUUAAUAUAUUUGAUGCUAUGAGGUAUCCCACUGAUAUUAAUUCUGUAUUUACUCUUGAUGUAAUUGACAAUUUUGUUCAAGAUGUCUAUGAAUUAGGAGAAGAAGACGAGUUGAAAAGCGUUCUCGCUAAGAGUAUUUUUGAUAUCGACAAGCAGGAAUUUAUCGUUUCUGAUUUUUUAAUUGACUCAGUUUGUGCUUUAGACUCGCCCAAAUUGACACGAUUCAAGCCGAUUCUCCCUAAUCUUAUGGUGACUGGUAAGCAAGUUCCUUCAUUGAUUUCGCCACCUAAAUUAGAGUUAAAAGAGCUGCCCGAAAAUUUAAAGUACAUUUAUUUGGGGGAAAAUCAAACUCUACCAUUGAUAGUGUCGAAUGCUUUAACUGAGAUGCAAGAAUCUAAGCUGCUUAGGGUUCUUAGGGAGCAUAAAGAAGCCUUCGGUUGGACACUAGCUGAUAUUCGGGGGCUUAGUACGACUUUAUGUACUCACAAGAUAGCCUUGGAAACAGAUUCAGUUCCCAAAAGAGACCCUCAACGACGAUUGAACCCACCAAUGAUGGAGGUAGUCAAGACUGAAAUUUUAAAGUGGUUGGAAGCCGAUGUUAUUUAUCCUAUAGCCGAUUCAAAGUGGGUAAGUCCAAUUCAUGUUGUACCUAAGAAGGGAGGAACUACAAUAGUUACCAACGAGGAAGGGUUAGAGAUUCCUACAAGGGUGCAGAAUGGUUGGCGGGUUUGUAUAGACUAUCGGAAACUGAACAGAGCCACUAAAAAAGACCACUACCCCCUUCCAUUCAUGGAUCAAAUGUUAGAAAGGUUAGCUCGUCGCUCACAUUUUUGUUUUUUAGAUGGCUAUUCAGGUUAUUUGCAGGUACCUGUUGCACCUGAGGAUCAAGAGAAGACCACAUUCACUUGCCCGUUUGGAACUUACGCCUUCAAGAGAAUGCCUUUCGGAUUAUGCAACGCACCAGCUACUUUUCAAAGAGGUAUAACGAGCAUAUUUUCAGAUUUUAUCUCACAUUUAAUGGAGGUGUUCAUGGAUGAUUUUACUAUUUAUGGUGAUUCAUUUGAUCAAUGUUUGCAUCAUCUUGUGUUAGUUCUUAGGUCUAAAGGCUUAGAAGUCGACCAAGCCAAAGUUGAGGUAAUUAAAAAUCUACCUUAUCCAGGUACUGUGAAAGGAAUUCGAUCCUUCUUGGGUCAUGUAGGUUUUUACCGUCGGUUCAUCAAGAAUUUUUCACAGAUAUCAUCACCGUUAUUUGCAUUGCUCGGUAAGGAUGUCACAUUUGAAUUUAGUGAGAAUUGCAGGAAAUCUUUUGAUGAAUUGAGAUUGAAAUUGAUCACAGCCCCUAUCAUACAAGGGCCGAAUUACGCAUUACCUUUUGAAAUUUUAUGUGAUGCCAGUGAUAAGGCUGUUGGUGCGGCACUUGGGCAAAUAAAUGGUAAGGAGUCUUAUAUUAUCAGGUAUGCUAGCGAGCUAUUGAACCCAGCUCAAUGCAAUUACACCACGACCGAGAAAGAGCUCUAUGCCAUAGUUUUUGCCUUAGAAAAAUUUAGAGCAUACUUGUUAGGAGUCAAAGUUGUUGUAUUUUCUGACCAUGGUGCUCUUAAAUAUUUGUUGCAUAAAAAAGAAGCUAAACCUCGAUUAAUAAGAUGGAUUUUGCUUUUGCAGGAAUUUGACUUGGAAAUUAAAGAUAAGAAAGGUAAGGAAAAUCUUGUGGCCGAUCAUUUGAGUAGGAUAGAGACUGGAAUUUUGAGGGAUGAGCCGAGUGAUUUAUUUCCCGAUGAGCGACUUUAUAGUGUGUCUAGUCUUUUGCCAUGGUAUGCCGACUUAGUGAACUACUUAGUGACUAAAGAGUUCCCUACGAAUGCACCUAGACAUUUAAGAGAAAAAAUUAAAAGUCAAGCCCGAUUUUACUUAUGGGAAGAGCCAUACCUUUGGCGAUUUUGUAGUGAUCAAAUUAUUAGGCGUUGUGUCGAUGACAGUGAGAUUGUGCAUCAUGUCAAAAAAACCGGUAAUUUAAGUAGCCGAAAUCAAAUGCCAUUACAUAAUUUUUAUGUUUGUGAUAUCUUUGAUGUAUGGGGUAUUGAUUUUAUGGGGCCUUUUUCUUCUUCUUUCGGUUAUCUAUACAUUCUUGUUUGUGUUGAUUACUUGUCGAAAUGGGUAGAAGCAUUCCCAACUAGAGCUGAUGAUGCUAGAACUGUGGUGAAACUUCUUAAGACCAACAUUUUAAAUAGAUAUGGGGUACCAAGGGCUAUAAUUAGUGACAAGGGAACACAUUUCUGUAAUAGAACCUUGAAAGCUUUAUUUGCACAAUUUGGUGUCAUCCACAAAGUGUCGACAGCUUAUCACCCUCAAACCAAUGGGCAAGCCGAGAGUAGUAACAAAGAGAUUAAGGGAAUUUUAGAGAAAAUUGUUAAUCCCAAUAGGAAAGAUUGGAUUCAAAGAUUAGAUGAAGCAUUGCGGCCGGUUCGAACAGCUUACAAAACGCCAAUUGGGAUGUCACCUUACAGGGUUGUUUUUGGGAAGGCAUGUCAUCUUCCCGUUGAGCUUGAGCAUAAAUCAUUCUGGGCUGUUAAGCAAUGCAAUUUGGAUUAUAGUUUGGCAGGUAAAGAACGCAAAUUGAAGCUGCAAGAAUUGGAGGAGUUGCGCCUAGAGGCAUAUGACAAUUCGGUCAUCUACAAAGGUAAGUCGAAGGCAUUUCGUGACUCCAAGCUGAUUCGCAAAGAAUUUAAGGUGGGGGAAAAGGUUGCAAAGGACUUGUGCUUGGUGGAUGAAGGCGUCGCCAACUAA